Molecule: messenger RNA, 1599 nt
Organism: Cordyceps militaris CM01
Lineage: Eukaryota; Fungi; Ascomycota; Sordariomycetes; Hypocreales; Cordycipitaceae
Exons: 3
Coding region: 1-1599 (532 amino acids)
Source: RefSeq, a predicted model, not a curated record
AUGGAGCCCGAGGACUACACUGUAGUUCCAAUCCCGUUUCUAAAUGCAACAGUGAGCAAUGUUGAGUUGAUGGCAAGGGUUUCUGUGGUUUUCAACGCGCCGCUCUCCUUUGAGAAACUGUAUGCCGCCUGGAUCACAGCCCUCCGGGUGCGACCGAUUAUGCAGGCGCCCAUGAGGAAAUGCGACUCGGUCCCCUCCGGCCUGGCGUAUCACGUCCUGACACCCGUCGGAAUGGCCAAAUACCUGAAGAAGCAGGUAGACGCCCCGGAGCACCUGCGAGACUUUUAUUGCUUGGACGAGUCCCAUCGCUCCAUCCGCAGCUACUGCCCCGGCUUCGGUGUCGGCGCCAACGCACCGAGCAAAGGCCAAAGCAGCAUCCUCAUCAGUCAAGGCCCCGAGUUGCCGGACCAAAAGCGCUGCACGGCGUUUAACGCCGUCGACAGCAUCAAUGAGCUGCUGCACUCGGACCGCCCGCAGACGACGAUUCAAGUUACGCGCUUCGGCGACGCAACCAUGAUUACAUUCUCAGUCAACCACGCUUUCGGAGAUUUGGUCACCAUUAAGUCCUUUCUCAAGGCAUGGGAAGUUGCGCUCCAUGGGAAGACCGUCACACCGUACGAACGGCCGGACGCGGACCCGUUCGUCGGCUACGAACCCGGUGGUGAGUUUGCAGCAGAGACGGCGCCUGGCAAGGGCCCGGCGCCGCCGCCGGGCUGGAAGGUGUACGGCAUGCUGGACAAGGCGCGCUUCAUGAGGAGACACUUGUGGGAUUACUACGUGCAGCGGCCAGAACGCUCCAUCGAGGACCGACGUAUCUUCAUCCCCAACGCGUUUGUGGAGGCGCUCGAGGAAAAGGCGCGCUACGACUUGACCUUUGUGCAGGCGCGGCUCGACGCGCGGUCCGGAAAGAAUAUCGACGCCGAUUCUACCGUCGAGAGGAAGAAGAAGCUCUACGUCAGCCGGUCGGAUGUGCUCUACGCGUGGCUGCUGAAGCACAGCCACGCGCACCUCGCGCCGGAGCAGCCGAGCACGGCGGUCACAAUCUCCAACGGCCGCUUCCGGCCGCCGGCAGGACCGCCAAUUGCCGCGCACAGCCUCGCGGACAACGACCUGCUGUGCGGCGCCAUGGCGAUUGCGCUGCCGAGCCUCACGGCCGGCGCCGUCAUGGCGCUGCCGCUGGGCGAGCUGGCGCUGCACAUCCGCGGCGGCAUCAAGGCCAACACGAGCCCCGACAACGUCAAGAAGUGGCUCAACUUUCAGCUGUUCCACAGCCUGUGGAAACGCCCGUCGAACCAGCUCGCGGCGCCCUUUGAGCCGCACCACUUCAUCACCGGCGUCACCGACUGGCGCCUGGUCCGCCUGGAGCAGGUCGACCUGACGCCCGCCCGACUGGACGGCGAUGCGGCCGCGGCAGUCGCCGUCAGUGCCAUUGACGGCCACAUGGUGGUGAAUACCUCGCGGCGCGACUUUUACAUUUGCUUGGGAGAUGUCAGCGGAGGCGUCAUGAUCCUCGGGUAUGCGAGCAAGGAUCAGUGGCAGGAUCCGCGCAGCUUUGGUAAAUAUGAUACUCUGUUGCGGGAGCCAAAGAGCAAGCUAUGA